CUUUGACGCACUGUUUCUGAUGCAUUAAACGGAGUCCGCAAGGGCAUUUACGAAUCAAUCUUUCAUACAGAUUGAGACGGUGAUAUAUCAGUGUGCUUGACACUGCUCUGCUCUGCUCCGUUCUUUUUACUUCUCCCUACGAAGCUUAUGCGGAUGCAGGAUAGAGAUUCAUGGCCUGAGCUAGCUCGAGCGGGGCAGACAGUUGUAAAGCUCAGGGAGGGAGAAGCUGGAGAGAUUCCUUUAAUAAUCAUUCAUGGAGGAGGCGGAGCGAUCCACGCUUUCGGUCCCUUGCAGCGCAAAUUCCGUUCCGCUCUUUGGGCCCUUCAAGUUACCCCAGAUACACCCCUUACAACCGUGCAGGAACAAGCAAGUUUCUAUUACCAUAAAAUCAAGAGUGAGCGAAGGACGGGACCUUACCGGAUCGCGGCGUUCUCGGCCUCCAGCAUUAUCGGAUUUGCGCUUACGCUUCUAUUCGAGCACAACGGAGAUGAAGUGAUCCAGCUCGCCCUCAUUGACCACUUGCCCACCACUUUUCUUGCUCCGGUGCUUGGUAUUGAUGUCACUAAAACACCACUCCAGCAUCCCCGUGCUCGAAAAGAAUUCAUUGACACUAGCUUGGACAAUUUGGUGGCAAUGACUCGGAGAGAUGGGGGUGGAAAUGUUCCUCGACGACACCGCCUCGCUGAUGGGCUAGCUGACGCUCGCAAAGGCCUGCCGACGGCACCUUUUAUUCAGUCGCACAAGGACGUCCUAGACCGAUUUCUUAGCCAGGUGUUUGACUUUAUGUUAACCAUCUGUGGUAUCUCGGAAAUGCCGGCGUCAUCUGAGAUAGCACAACGCGAGCCGGACGGACGCAAGAAUAUUAAAGCACUGGAAGAUUGGCUCAAACGUGUCAACGCACCUGUGUCGAUAUAUCUAGGGUCAUACGGGAUGAUAGGAUCUGUUCCUGUGGAGCACCGCAAAGAUUGGCAUGAUUUAGGGAUUCACAGCUGCUUCCCAAAUGCAAAAAUCAAACAUUUACAUGCAGGACAUUAUGACAUUCUAGAUAAUGAUGUCCUUAUUAGAUCAUUACAAGAGGGAUUUAUUCCCUCGUCUCGAAUGUAGAUUUUAUGUCACCUUC
Guyanagaster necrorhizus is the source of this 1120-nucleotide messenger RNA. RefSeq lists its product as uncharacterized. Bases 148 to 1104 code for a protein of 318 amino acids. The transcript is spliced from 4 exons. Gene Ontology annotation, biological process: biosynthetic process. The record is from RefSeq and is a predicted model, not a curated record. Lineage: Eukaryota; Fungi; Basidiomycota; Agaricomycetes; Agaricales; Physalacriaceae.